UAUUUGACAACAGUUAACGUUACUGUUUGCCAGCAGCAGACACAUAUUUAUUAAGUAUUAUCUAACAGCAUUUGUUGUGUGAUUUCAUUUUAUAAUGUCAGCGAGAAAGAAAGACGUUCCAAUCCACGUUGAAAUAGCGAAUGAAGAACAGUGGUUGGAAGCCUUAUCAAACCCAACACUUUUUGUUGUGGAUGUUUAUCAAAAGUGGUGUGGUCCUUGCAAGGCAGUAGAAAACCUUUUCCGCAAACUACGGACAGAAAAUGCAGAUGACUUAAUUCGAUUUGGAAUGGUUGAAGCCAGCUCCUUAAGUGAUCUUACAAUCCUCAAGGGAAAGUGUCAACCUGUGUUUCUAUUUUAUUUGGAAGGUAAACUCGUUUCAGUUGUUAAGGGGGUUAAUGGACCUCUUUUGCAAAGGUCAAUUUUAGGAUAUAUUGAAAAGCAGAAGAAAAAAGAGGAAUUGGGCUCCAAAUACAACAUGGAUGUGAAAGAAAUUUUCCUACAAGACCACCUAGAUUCAAGGCCACCCAAGAAGACCAUUGUGGAGGAAUCGAAAGACACUGAUGAUGUGGAUUCUUACCACGUUAUCAUCAUAAAACCAGAUGCUGUGGCAGAUGGACAAGUGCAGACCAUCAUAACAAAAGCUAUGGAUGCAGGAUACUGUGUGGUCGCAGACGAAGAGAGAAUUCUAAAUGAAAAGGAGAUACGUGAUUUUUAUAAAGACAGGGCUGAUGAGCCUGAUUUUCUGACGCUCAUGUCAAGUGGGCCUGUUCAUGCUCUCAUACUGAAGAAGGGAGACAGUAUGGAUGAUGGAGGCCCUCCUGCCCUUACAGAAAUGAUUGAUCCUUCUCAUGUUGACCUAAUAAGACCAAAAAACAGGCCAAAAGAUGGUCAGGAGGUGAUUCUGGAGGUGUGUGGGGACAGCCGUGAACUUGCAAGCAGACAGCUGGGUUUCUUCUUCCCAUCUUUUGAUUUUGCUACAGGAACAAUGGGAAAGAACGACUCCAGGAUUCAGAAAACUUUUGCUCUGAUUCGACCUAGUCUUGUGAAGGAGAAAAAAAGUGAGAUCUUGCAGGCAGUCCAUGAUGCAGGCUUUCAGGUGGCCAUUCAGAAAGAGAUAACUCUGUCUGAGGAGCAGGCCAGGGAGUUCUAUAAAGAGCACGAGGGCAAAGAUUAUUUCCAAGGCUUUAUAAAUCAAAUGACAAGUGGCCCAGUGCUUGCUCUGGCUCUUACCCGCGAAGAUGCCGUCCAGCACUGGAGGAAUUUACUGGGUCCCAAAAUCCUGGAGGAGGCUAAAGAGAAGUGCCCUGAUAGUUUGCGAGCCCGGUUUGCCAUUGACGACGUGGCGGUCAACCAGCUCCAUGGCAGCACCACAAUGGAGGAGGCUCAGAAAGACCUGCAGCGCUUCUUCCCUGUGGAGCACACGCUCGCCGUCAUCAAACCAGACGCCACGCAGCAACACAAAAAUGAUAUUAUCAGUCGCAUUGAGUCGGCAGGGUUCAGCAUUUCUCAGGUGAAGGAGGCUCAGCUCACUAAAGAGAUGGCUGAAAACUUCUACAAGCACCAUCAUGACAAAAGCUUUUUCAACCCUCUGGUGGAUUACAUGUCACAAGGCCCCUCUGUGCUGAUGAUCCUCAGUAAGGAGAACGCCAUCUCUGAGUGGAGAGAGAUGAUGGGGCCGGCGGACCCAGAGAAGGCCAAGGAGGUGAGCCCCAGCUCCCUGAGAGCGUGCUUCGCCAAAAGCGUCAUGGAGAACGCCGUCCACGGCUCCUCAGAUUCCGAGCAUGCCAUGGACAACAUUCGCUUCAUCUUUGGAGAUGUCUGCUUGUAGCCACUGCGGCCGAAGUUGAGUGGCAGAAAAGAGAGUUCUAAGUCUUUUUACAUCAGACAAUAAAAUGAUGUGGUAGUUGACUUAUUGCAUAACGAGAGCAUUGGUGUCA
Sardina pilchardus (European sardine) is the source of this 1937-nucleotide messenger RNA. Its product is annotated as thioredoxin domain-containing protein 6-like. The transcript has 15 exons. The coding region runs from base 95 to 1828 and encodes 577 amino acids. The record is from RefSeq and is a predicted model, not a curated record. Gene Ontology annotation, biological process: GTP biosynthetic process; UTP biosynthetic process; CTP biosynthetic process. Gene Ontology annotation, molecular function: nucleoside diphosphate kinase activity. NCBI's taxonomy places the organism in Eukaryota, Metazoa, Chordata, Actinopteri, Clupeiformes, Clupeidae.